AUGUCUCAAAAUGGGUUUGAUCAGAAGAAGAAGUCCAUACUCUCGGGAAUCAACUCCGAGGGGCCUGAUCUAUCACCCAAGGGCGACAUUGACUCCCUAUGCAUACCGAUCAUUGAGCUAAUAAACUCUCAUAAGGACAUGGUGACGACUUCUUCGUGUUCCGGCAGAGUGAGCGUGUUCGUGGAAGGGCGCAAGGCCGGGUCAAAGCCAGGUGGGAAGGGGGAGGGCGGUCGGUGGCUGUUUGUCAGCCACGACAAGGAGCUGGUGCGGGGCUGGCGCGCAGCGCACGACUUGGACUGGGAUGCUGCCCGUGCUGGUGAUGGAGAUUCCAAUGGGCGCUUCAUGCUUUACAAAUUUGAGCCGUUCAUCCUGCAUGUCAAGUGCCGGGAUUUCGCGGCGGCUGCGCGUCUGCUGCGUGUGGCGAUGGCUUGUGGUUUCCGAGAAAGUGGCAUUGGUAGCAACAACUUGGUUGGGAUACGGAUCAGCAUCAAAUUGGAUGUGCCUAUCGGUCGCCUAGACGAAAGCACAGAUCGGCUUCGUAUGUUCGUUUCUCCAGAAUACGUAGAUCUGCUUGACGAGCUAGCAGUAGGGAAGUUUAUGGAGAAUGAACGCAAAAUGCAAGAGCUAUACGAGGCCAUCGAUGAAGAGAUCAUCCGCGGGCUACCAGUGCCAGUUACUUCGAAGGACGAUGACAAGGCACGGCGUAGGGAACGGAAGCGACGCGAGGGUCUGGAGCGUCAACGACAGCUGCAGGAGGCUGCUAGGGAGGAUAUCUUAUAA
This is a messenger RNA of Eremothecium gossypii ATCC 10895, 780 nucleotides long. RefSeq names its product tRNA methyltransferase TYW3 (gene TYW3). Gene Ontology annotation, cellular component: cytoplasm. Lineage: Eukaryota; Fungi; Ascomycota; Saccharomycetes; Saccharomycetales; Saccharomycetaceae. Gene Ontology annotation, biological process: tRNA methylation. The transcript has a single exon. Gene Ontology annotation, molecular function: tRNA methyltransferase activity. The record is from RefSeq and is marked provisional. The coding region runs from base 1 to 780 and encodes 259 amino acids.